This is a messenger RNA of Mizuhopecten yessoensis (Yesso scallop), 724 nucleotides long. Its product is annotated as splicing factor 3B subunit 4-like. The transcript has 4 exons. The coding region runs from base 1 to 633 and encodes 210 amino acids. Lineage: Eukaryota; Metazoa; Mollusca; Bivalvia; Pectinida; Pectinidae. The record is from RefSeq and is a predicted model, not a curated record.
AUGCGGGGUCUUCAACAGGAGGAUGUCAGUACAAAGGAAUACACAAUGUACCAAGCCGAGCACGGAUUGAACGUCACUGUUGAAAAAAGCGGACUUAUCAUCCACCCCAGCCAUAAUUUCCUAGCAGCCAGCCCUGAUGGCAAAGUAUUUUCAAGUGAUGGACAGAAUGGCCUGAUUGAAAUCAAAAAUAUGCUCCAGAACAAGAACUUGACACUCAGGGAGGCGUUCCAACCUGACACAUGUGCUGGAACAGAGCCUUCUCCAGCACCUGCCAUCCUUGCUACCCGUGGACGUCGCAGACCCUCCAGGAGAUCCACCACUGGCACCAGGCCUGCAACUCAGCCCUCCCGGGCACCCACCAUCCCUCCUGCACAUCAGAGUUUAGCGUUGCCAUCUAGCCUUGUACAAGGUAUCCAGUCCUCACAGAAACCCACCGGCCUCCCUCCAGUUGGACAGUCAUCCACCGGCCUCCCUCCUGGUAGACAGUCAUCCACCGGCCUCCCUCCUGGUAUACAUCCAUCCACCUGCCUCCCUCCAGCUGGUUUAUCUCCACCUGCCUCCAGACAUCUGAACAGCCAUCAGAUCGCCAGACUUAUGCAAGGCUCCAUGACACUAGUCAGACUUCUCAGGUAGAUCAGGACCCAGUUGCUCACAGAGCACUAGAUCUACACGUCAACGGUCUGUCAGAUUUGUGAGAAGAGGGUUAACACAUGAAUGGAUUGUG